AUGACAGAGCAAACUUGCCACCCUCUGUCACCCCGAAAGCGCUCUCGUUCUUCACAGUCUCCAGAGUACACACGAUCUUCAAAGCAAGACUGCCUGUCGGGUUUCCCUCAGUUCGCUUACCCCACGCCUCCAGAUUCAAUGUCGACGACAUCAGAUAUCAGCUCUGUCGUGGGUGAAACGUCCCCACGUAAGAGACAGCGUAACCAUGAUGGUGUUGGGCUGGCGGAGGAAUUGAAGAUCGAAGAAUACCUCUACAGCAUCGACGCCUACCGGGUCACUACGGCACCAUUUCCCUUGCCGUACCCGCUAAAGCUGGAAUCUGCUCCAAGAGACUUGACAGACCAGUUUCGGGCAAACUGGCACGCCAUCAGGGAGAUGUUGCACGAACAAGGCUUCCAUGACAACUGGGAGCUGUUUCCCGUCAACUUGUCAAAACCUGGCUACCUGGCAGGCCACCCCCCUCGACCAACAGUCAUGGCCCAUGUUAAAGGCCCAUGCUCAAGGCUUGCGCCAUUUCGAGAUCACCUCAACCGAUUCCUGGUAGCCAAAGGAAUUUUCGCCGAUGUUGAGGUCGUCGAUGUGGACAACUGUUACCAGCCGGGUUUUUUCGCUAUCCCACCAUCCCACCCAGCUGUCGAGGUCUAUGAAAAAAUUAGACCUCAGCUGUUGAAGCAGCUCCGCACGCAAAUUCCUUUUGAAUGGACGUCCCUCACCCUCGCUCUUCUUGGCCGAGAACUGUAUGCUGCCUCGCCAAGUAUCGUCGUCACAGUCAACCAGCAGAGUUCCCACAACUGGUUUGACCUGUUGGCGUGGGUUCGCGCAUUGGUCUCCAGGAACAGUCCGUCAGGCCUUGCUAUCAAUGUUGACUUCAUCCCGGGGCGCUUUGAUUCAUCCCCAAAGCACUUCACUCCGUCGCAAGGCGAGAACGAGGUUUUGGGGAAGCACCAGUUCAAGUCGUGUGGGGCUGAUGGGCUUUUCCCCCUUGGCUUAUCGAUUGGCGAGUCAGGCCAGUCGAGAGCAGGCACAAUGGGUGGAUUGGUGAAUUUUACCCUGAACGGCCAGACCUACAAGUGUGGCAUCACCAACCACCACGUUAUACAACCCACGGUCUCGGGGAACGAAGUUGAUAGCCGGGCAAAUCAAUUCGGCGUGCCGAUUUCCCAAACAGACAAGUUGAGCACCCGCAUGGAAGUCUUUGCCUCAAAUGAUGUCGCGGCGACUGUUCUCUUCGUUGACGAAGAGGUGGCAGAGGUCGAAACGACGGUCGCGGGGUUGGAAGAGACGGCGCUCAGGGCCGAGCUGAAGCACGGCAAGGUUCCUGAGACUCUCCAAGUAGUGCUAGAGAGUACACGUGAAAACCUUGCAUGCCUCACUAAGGUGCGAGCCCUUCUCUCCCAACUACCGCUACCAUUGGGCAACGUUCUCUGCUCAAGCGGCCAAGGGGUCUGGGAAGGUCGCCUGCAAGACUGGGCCCUGAUCGAACUGUCUAAUGAGGCUCUCGCUCUCAUGGAGCCGACAGUUGACAUGGAUAGAGUCUGGCGGAUGAUUGAUAGGUCGCCACCCUCCCCCGCUUUGGUCGCCGCCAGAGCUGCAGAACAGGUAAUUUUCCCGGAGAAACGUUUCGGACAAAUCGUUCCCGGGAAAUGGUACACCCGUACUGGGAGGACUUCGGUGGUUUCAGGAAUCGCUAAUGGCGUCCAUGUGUGCAUGAACUGGACUGCGAAUGACAUGAUCCGAUACGAUCUGUCCGGGUCUGCAGUCACCAUGGAGCAUAGCGAAACUGAAGAACACUUGAUCAUCGCCCAGACCGAACAAUCCAUGCCCAUGUCACAAAUGUUUGGCCUGCCUGGGGACUCUGGGUCUUUGCUCCUAGAUCAACACGGGACCAUCUGCGGGCUGUACUACGGGAACGUCACGCGCUGGGCGGAAGCUGACGGGUGGGUCAAAGGAAAUGCCGGUCUGGCAAUGUCGAUGGACGAUGUGGAAAAAGGCAUGAAGAGUAGACUCGGUUCAGACAUUGUCUUAAGUCCCGCAUACUGA
Molecule: messenger RNA, 2040 nt
Organism: Penicillium oxalicum
Lineage: Eukaryota; Fungi; Ascomycota; Eurotiomycetes; Eurotiales; Aspergillaceae
Exons: 1
Coding region: 1-2040 (679 amino acids)
Source: RefSeq, a predicted model, not a curated record